Messenger RNA from Acanthochromis polyacanthus (spiny chromis), 2477 nucleotides. RefSeq lists its product as uncharacterized. The record is from RefSeq and is a predicted model, not a curated record. NCBI's taxonomy places the organism in Eukaryota, Metazoa, Chordata, Actinopteri, Pomacentridae. Gene Ontology annotation, cellular component: canonical inflammasome complex. Bases 190 to 2220 code for a protein of 676 amino acids. The transcript has 10 exons. Gene Ontology annotation, biological process: regulation of apoptotic process.
AGAGAAAGUCUGAAGGGGAGUUUAUUUUUAACCCGUCGGCUUCAAACUCUUUCCUGUACUGACUCUUUCUCCUCCGGUCGCCAUGGAAACGUUCAGUCUGUUACUUAAAACUGGAACCAGUAAAAGCAGCAGCUCAGACUGGAAACAGAACCCGGACCAGCAAAGACCAUCAUCAGGAGAACAGAGAGGAUGAUGGGUAACGUAGUGAAGAAAGUUCAUGAAUUCGCUCGUAGCUCGCUGUGGCGUUCUGGCAGCGUUCAGGACGUGGAGCCGCCUCCAGAGGGCCGACUGCUGCGGGAGCUGGAGGAGCUGCAGGAGGUGGAGCUGUGGCGGCUGCACUGGUGUCUGAGCCAGAACCUGCAGCCCGACGUCCCGCCCAUCCCGCCGCACUGGCUGCACUCCGCUGAUGCCUGCAGCACCGCCAAGACCAUGGUGAGGUGCUACCAGGAGGACGGGGCGCUGGUGAUGCUGGCUGCUGCCCGCGCUCUGAUUGGUCACGAUGAUCAGGACCGCCACCCACACCACACCGCCGGCCCUGCCUGGUCCAGACCGGCUCUGACACCUAAUCCAGACUUCAUAAAGAGUCAGCGCCGGAGGCUGAUCAGCCGAAUCCAGAGACCCGGUCAGCUCCUGGAGACGCUGCUGAAGGACAGCAUCCUGAACACCACCAACACCGAGGCUGUCAGCAUCUACGCCUCCCGCCAGGACAAGAACCGGGCCCUGGUGGACCUGGUUCUGAGGACAGGGGUUGAAGCACAGAGGCUGUUCUGCCAAGCCCUCAGCCAAUCAGAGCCAUUCUUAAUUCAAGAGCUGCAGGAUCGUCAAAUCAGGAGCCAGAAUGCCUCAGAGACGUCGGCCGUCAUGGAGAUGUUGGACCUCCUGGUCUCAGAUGAGCUCCGGUUGUUCCAGUGGUUGGUCAGUGAUCACAUGACUGCAGAAGAUGGCCAUCUGAUUGGUGGAGAACAGCUGCAGAACGCAGACCGGCCAACGACCGCGAGACUUCUGAAAGACCGACUCGGACCUGAACAGGCGGAAAGCGUCACCAUGACAACGCUGCUGAAGAUCUUCCCGUCGCUGCGUGUCUGUCUGAAAGGAGCAGCAGUGACAUCACAGGCCUCGUCUGACAUCAGAGUGGAGACCAACGUACCGCCGGUUGAAAUCACACCAAAGGUCCACGAGAAGAGCAACGUGUUCAGGUUGUGUUGCCAGCAGCCCGCUGUGGUCCGCUGCAGUCUGACCGGGUUGCUGCUAGAGGGUUGCGGUGAUCUUCUCUAUCAGAUGGUUCCGUGGGAUUUGGACUUCUUGGCAUCUAAAGGCCUGAGGCCGGCCGGGCCGCUGUUCAGGUUCCACCUGCUGUCCGGACGUUUCCACCGACUCCACCUGCCGCACAGCCGGCUGCCGUCAGGUGGCGGUAAAUGCUCCAUGUCUGUCGCUCACGUCACCGGGGACUGUGUGGAUUUCAUCACACCUGGUCAGGUGACCGACAGUCACCUGAUCGUUGACAUCUCCGGCUUCUCUUGUUUCGGUCUGGUGGAGUCGGUGGAGUCCGGCGGAGCGAUCCAUGGCCUGGUGCUGCUCUUCUCUCAGCCCGCCUCCUCCAAGCUGUACGUCCUGCUGCUGCCCAGGAACAUCUGCCUCUCUCAGGUGAGGAAGGAGUGGAAGCGUCGGAUUGGGGCGGAGUACGUGGAGACGAUACCCAACUGCGAACUGAUCCCAAAUCAGACGUACAAGCUGUAUGGAGAGCCGGUCACUGGCAUCCAACCAGAGAUUUCCAAGUUCAUCAACUUCAGCGACUACAACAACUUCCUGCCGUCAUUCGAAGUGCAGCUUCCUGCCGGCGUCACCAUGGUGAAGCUGCAACUGAUGAGUCAUGUGACUCCACACCGUCUGAUUAGCUGGCUGUUCGGCCCUAAAGAAUCUGACGUUUGGACCAGAGACAUCACCCUGAGCGCACCAGUUCUGAGGUUGCGGUCGAUGGAUGCGACCCAGCAGCUGAUCCAGGUCCUGGACUGUCUCCAUUCGGAGGACCUGAAGGCCUUCCAGCGCCUGCUGACCCUGCAGUCCGACCCGAUCCCCGUGUGUCGGCUGGAGGCGGCGGACAGAACCAGCACCGUGGACCUGAUGGUCCAGAAGUACCGCGCUGAAGGAGCCGUGCAGGUAACAGAGGAGAUCCUACGACAGCUGAACUACAACCAGUUGGCUGAGGAGCUGCUGAGCUGAUCCAGAACCUUCCUGUUCAUCAGUUUUAUUGAUACUAAGAAGCUUAAUGUGGUUAUUUGAUGUCUUUGGGAGUUUUUUUACAUGGCAUUAUUUAUACUUAUUGUUUUUAUUUAUGUUGCUGUUUUUACAUUUCCAUGAGUCAGUUCGGACUGAAAUACUGAUCAGGACGUUUGUUCUUAAGUACUUUGUGUUCUGAUGGAUUAUUUAUGUAUUUAUUUCUCAGUGAUGAAUAAAAACACACCAGUAGUUUCCAUGAA